UCCCGGCGGCGGGAUGAGGCCGGGCUGAGCGAUGUGCGAGCAGGCAGCGCGCUACUGCCGGGCCGGGGUGCAGAAGCUGCUGCGGAAGCCGGCGCCGGCGCUGCGCGGGCUGGACGGGCUGCUGCGCUGGGCGGCCGCCAGGAUGGGCGACAAGGGCCUGGCCGAGAGGGAGCUGCUGGCGCCGGGAGCCACCGCCGCCCAGAGGAAGGGCACCUCCGUCAUCCUCGAUAUUUUCAGAAGAGCUGACAAAAAUGAUGAUGGGAAGCUGUCCCUGGAGGAGUUCCAGGCCUUCUUUUCUGAUGGGAACCUCAACGAGGAGGAACUUGAGAAGCUCUUUCACACCAUUGACUCAGACAACACCAACAAUGUGGACACCAAGGAGCUGUGUGACUAUUUUGCUGACCAUAUGGGGGACUAUGAGGAUGUUUUGGCCUCCCUGGAGAUGCUGAACCUCUCCAUCCUGAAGGCCAUGGACUACACCAAACGGGUGUACGAGAGUGGCAGCAAUGUGGACCAGUUUGUGACGCGCUUCCUGCUGAAGGAGACGGCGAACCAGACCCAGUCCCUGCUGAGCUCCGUGGAGAGUGCUGUGGAUGCCAUCGAUGAGCAAACCAACCCCUCCAGACACUACCCCAGCAAGGAUGGUCACGGCCUGAGUGACACCUGGUAUGACAAUUCUGUCCCCAGCUACUCUUCCAGCACCUGGAUGGUCCCCAGGGAGCAAGGAAAGAGCCUCCAGGCUGGUUCCCCUGACACCAAGGCAGAGGGGCUGGAGGGGCAGAUCAACAGGCUGGCCAAGCUGAUUGGCAAGUUGGAGGACAAGACGCUGUGGUUUGACCUGCACCAGCGGCUGUCGGACAGCGAGAGCACGGCCUGCACGUACCUGCUCCUGGUGAGGAAUGAGAUGACGGUGUCACACAAGCACCUGGGCGAGUUCUGCAGCUCCCUGAAGCAGUACCUGAAGAGUGUGGCCGGGGAGCGGGACUGCUUCCAUGUCACCGCAGUGAAGCUGCCUGAUGGGGUCACCUUCAUCAUCUAUGAGUUCUGGGAGACCGAGGAGGACUGGAAGAGGCACCUGCAGAGUGCCACCUGCAAGGGCUUCCAGCACGUCAAGGUGGACACGCUCAGCCAGCCCGAGGCCAUCUCCAGCGUGGCCGUGCCAGCUGCCUGGUGCACCCUGAGCCGAGAGUGACGGUCAGUGCAGGGGCCUGCCAGCAUCU
Melozone crissalis (California towhee) is the source of this 1220-nucleotide messenger RNA. It is a transcript of the gene NECAB2, whose product is annotated as N-terminal EF-hand calcium binding protein 2. Gene Ontology annotation, molecular function: calcium ion binding. The transcript is spliced from 13 exons. Bases 32 to 1192 code for a protein of 386 amino acids. NCBI's taxonomy places the organism in Eukaryota, Metazoa, Chordata, Aves, Passeriformes, Passerellidae. Gene Ontology annotation, biological process: regulation of amyloid precursor protein biosynthetic process. Gene Ontology annotation, cellular component: cytoplasm. The record is from RefSeq and is a predicted model, not a curated record.